AUGGCGUUCUGGGCAGUGCUGUCGCCCGCAGCUCGAGCAGUGCUAGCACCUACAGUCUACCAGGUGCUCAGCGCGCCAGACAUGUCUCUCGACGAGCAAGCCAACAGGUGGGACGAAGAGUGCAAAAAGCAGAUCGACGAUGAAGCUCACGUCUGGACGUACUACAAGAAAUUCGUGCAGAAUCAAGCCGUUUGGUGUAUCUGCGGGAGCACCGCGUGA
Ceraceosorus guamensis is the source of this 219-nucleotide messenger RNA. RefSeq lists its product as hypothetical. The record is from RefSeq and is a predicted model, not a curated record. The transcript has 2 exons. The coding region runs from base 1 to 219 and encodes 72 amino acids. NCBI's taxonomy places the organism in Eukaryota, Fungi, Basidiomycota, Exobasidiomycetes, Ceraceosorales, Ceraceosoraceae.